GGGGCUCUACCGAACAACAACAAAAGUCUAGAAUUCACAUUGUCGUAAUCCAAUACUAAUUUUACAAGACAUGAGUUCGAAGGGGAAUCCGCAUCCUUUUGUUUAUUGGGCUCAAAAUAGUUCACGUGUAUUGCUUCGGGUGGACUUAAAGGAUGUAAAGGAUCCUGAUGUGCAAGUUAAUGAGAAUCAUAUAAAGUUUAUGGCAACAGGCAUGGGAGCAAGAGGAAUAGAACUGUAUGAAUUUGAAUUGGAACUCUGUGCAAGUAUAGUCCCUAUGUCGAGUCAGUAUAGGGUUACUGCUCGGCAGAUAGAUAUCAGCUUAAAAAAACAGAAUGAUGGCUGGUGGCCAAAACUUAACGGUUCCAGUUUGAAACCAUCCUGGCUCAAGAUUGAUUUUGAUAAAUGGAGAACUGAAGAAGAUGAUGAUGAAACAGAAUUAGGAACAACACAAUUGGAUGAGCAUAACAGUGAACAUGUUGUUGUGGAUCACAUGAGUUUCAAUCUAGAAAACCUCAGGAAAACAUACUUAUUUGUGUACAAUUUAUGGCAAUUUCUUGGAUUCACAUAUAUUUUUUCCGUUUUAGUUUUCAAGUAUUCAACAAUUGGAUUGGAUUUCAUACCAACGGCAUAUCAAUUCGUUCACUAUCCUCUUAAGUUUUGUCAGCUCAUGCAAACUCUAGAGAUUUUUCAUCCUUUAUUUGGCUAUACUAAAGGAAGUGUUAUGGAGCCUACCGUGCAAGUUGGUGGAAGAUCUAUUAUUCUGUUUUGUUUAAUUGAAGCCGAAGAAAGAAUACAAAACAAGCCUGUCAUAUUCUACCUGAUCCUAUGUUGGUCAGCUAUAGAGCUCUUUAGAUAUCCGUACUACAUGACGAGAGUAUAUGACAGAGAUUUUGGGAUUAUUACCUGGUUGCGAUACACUGUUUGGAUUCCUCUUUACCCGCUAGGAUUUUUAUGUGAAGGAAUUGUUAUAUUGCGAAACAUUCCAUAUUUCGAAGAAACCGGAAAGUUUUCUGUUGGGCUGCCAAACAAAUGGAAUUUUUCUUUCCAUUUUCCGACGCUAAUGAGAAUGUAUCUUUUGUUUUUCUUUUUGCCGGCAAUGUAUACAAUGAUGUCAUACAUGUCCAAGCAGCGCCAAAAAAAGCUAAAAAAAACGGAAGACCCUCAACUCACCAAAACUAAAAUAAACUAAUUACUUUCUUGUCGUCGAUGUAAAAGUCAUGCACAGCAAUUUAAAAUGUGUACUUCGAACGAUACUUGAAAAGGCAGAAUAAUACAACUGGUAAUUCAUAUCAUUACUAA
This is a messenger RNA of Daphnia carinata, 1299 nucleotides long. It is a transcript of the gene Hacd2, whose product is annotated as very-long-chain (3R)-3-hydroxyacyl-CoA dehydratase-like. Gene Ontology annotation, cellular component: endoplasmic reticulum membrane. Gene Ontology annotation, molecular function: 3-hydroxyacyl-CoA dehydratase activity. Bases 71 to 1189 code for a protein of 372 amino acids. The transcript has 7 exons. Gene Ontology annotation, biological process: sphingolipid biosynthetic process; fatty acid elongation; very long-chain fatty acid biosynthetic process. Lineage: Eukaryota; Metazoa; Arthropoda; Branchiopoda; Diplostraca; Daphniidae. The record is from RefSeq and is a predicted model, not a curated record.